Molecule: messenger RNA, 1900 nt
Organism: Thalassophryne amazonica
Lineage: Eukaryota; Metazoa; Chordata; Actinopteri; Batrachoidiformes; Batrachoididae
Gene: timm50
Product: translocase of inner mitochondrial membrane 50 homolog (S. cerevisiae)
Exons: 11
Coding region: 79-1239 (386 amino acids)
Molecular function (GO): phosphoprotein phosphatase activity
Source: RefSeq, a predicted model, not a curated record
CAAACGGACGGCAGCAAAUCAGCUUUCACGUCCUUCUAGCCCUCAUUGGUCGGUAACUCUCACGUUGUAGUUUCCAACAUGUCGGCUAUGUCUGUGCUGCCCAUGUGUGCGCGGUACGUUCGGGGUCUCUUGAGGCCCAGGAGCGGGACGAUGGCAGCUUUCUCUCCGACUGUGUUGGACACCGACCGGACGCUGUGUACGGAUAAAGCUCCUGGCGCGCCUGGAGAAAACACCGGCGGACUGGCUCAGGCUGUCCUCCAGGAGAGACUCCAGCAGCUGCAGGCCCAGCCUCCUCGUGAGGAAGGUCAGAGUGAGAGGGAUGGUGAGCAUGCAGAAGAUAAAAAGGAGAAGGAGAACACUGCCUACGCAAAGAAGGUUCUGCUAAGGCUAGCGGGAUUUAUGGGAGUCAGCGGAGCAGUCGGCAUUGUCUACAUAUUUGGUACUAAUUCAGUCGAUGAAGAUGGAAAUAAGAUUCCAGAUGAGUUUGAUGGAGACCCUCCAAUUAUCCAACAUGUGAAAAGGUCAUACAAAUACAUGAAGUUCUACAGACAGAUGAUUAUUGAUCCAACAAGCCUGAAGUUGUUGCCAGACCCAUUGAAGGAGCCAUAUUACCAGCCUCCCUACACUCUGGUCCUGGAGAUCACUGAUGUCCUACUGCACCCGCAGUGGUCGUUGUCAAGUGGAUGGCGAUUUAAGAAACGUGCUGGCAUUGACUACCUCUUCCAGCAACUAGCACCAUACUAUGAGAUUGUUAUCUUCACCUCAGAGACUGGCAUGACUGCAUUUCCCCUGAUUGAUAACAUCGAUCCUCAGGGUUUUGUCAUGUAUCGUCUCUUUAGAGAUGCAACGCGCUACGUGGAUGGACAUCAUGUUAAGGACGUUUCUUGCUUGAAUCGUGACGGCAGUAAAGUGAUUGUGGUGGACUGUAAACGGGAAGCGUUCAGCCUGCAGCCCUUCAAUGGAUUGGCUCUGAAGAAGUGGGACGGAAACUCUGAGGAUCGAACGCUCUACGACCUUGCCAACUUCCUCAAAACCAUCGCUCUGACUGGCGUGGAGGAUGUGCGCUCGGUGUUAGAGAACUACUCUACAGAGGAUGACCCGAUAGAAGCCUUCAAACGUCGUCAGGCUCAGUUAGCUCAGGAAGAGAAGCAGCGUGUGGCUGAGCUCUCCCAGCAGAGGACACAGACAUUCUCUCUUAACUCCAUAGUCUCACGGUUUUGGCGCUCCAAGCAGGAGUAAGCCGCCCCUGCCCUUUUUGUUUUGUUUUGUUUUUUAACUUCCCCAGUCAUUGUCCAGCUCUCUGCCCUCUUUGGCCAGUAGAUGGGAGGAUCUGGCAACCAGGUGAAGGAGGGUGUAAACAAGGCAGAGCGAGGAGCAGACCUUCAUACAGCACUACCCUCUGUCACAAACAGAACUGUCUUGGUGGGCAGGUCUCUGGUGUUGAAAAACAGCAAAGACAUUGGCUGGCCUCUGUCUCAGUAAGAGGUGCUUCUUUGUUUGGAGAGAGGGGGCAUUUUUAGACCCAUCCCUGUGUCCGUUUGAUGUCACCUGUUGCUUAUAAAGCAGCUGAUUGAUUUGAAAAAGGCAAACAGGAUACAACCUCCUGACUGGUUGGUGGCCGAUCUGAGACCAGUGCUGCUUGUUCACUCCCAGGAUCUGAAAUGGGAACAGCUCCAUCCUUUUUUUUGAUUUUUUUUUUCUUCCUUUUUUUUAAAUAUGAAUUUUUCCUGUUACUAUCUAAAUAUAUAUAAAAGACUGUGAUGAGAUGACGCUGAAAUACCUUUGCUAAAAAUAAAUGGGGAUAAAAUGAAUUAAGUGGUGUUCUGUAGAAUGAUUAAGAUGGGCACUUUGUUUUGUGAGGCCAUUGGGGAAUGCAACAAUAAAUGAUCUUAUGAUACAG